CAGCAGAGCAGACUGGUCGGAAGGACAUUAGCCUCUCGAUGUGGUAGGCAUUGCUGCCACUCCAAGACUCCCAGCGAGGGUAGUCUCCUCUUUCCAAAAUGAACUGCUGACCACAGAAGCUGGAGUGUUCAAAGCCCACCCAUCUGUUUAAAACAUACACAUAGUUGGAGAGCAUUGCAAACCAUCACUCAUCACCUAUAUGUGUGCAUACAUAACUGGCUAUACUUGUACUUAAAAAUAUAAUGAAAUGUCAAAAAAAAUUAUCUUUGUUACUGAAUAAAUCGGACAACAUUAUGAUUUUCAGAUACUUUUUCACAGAAAUAUUACGGCUUUUAUUAAAAAAUUUUUUGAAAAAAGCUGAAAAAUUAAUGACUUUGGACACCACCUGCGAUAAUAUAAUCACUGAUAUAUAGCCAUGUGUGUCUGUGACUUACGCGCCACACUCCACCUUUAGGGAGCGGAUAUUGUCCAUGCCACAUUCCAUGACGUUCUGACAGGCGGAGGUGAACUCCAUGCGCUUGCCUUGAAAAUUCUCUUGAUCGUAAACUGUGAGCUACACCAGAAACAUUGAGAUGUUUAUUUGAGAUCUUAUCGUUCGUGUCCAGAUGUUUUUAUUACCGUUGUAACAAUCAUCAAGCAUUUACUUGCCUUCCAUGGCCCCAUUGGCAUGGGAUUAGGCAGAGCCAUCCUUGAAGAUAUUUUAAUGCUGAUAAAUCUGAAGAACACAAGAAUCUCAUUUAUGACAAUUGUAUAAAAAAAGCCCCAGGCAGAUAAACAGGGAACAGUUGUUGCCAAAUGUCAUUGGUGCUAAGGUUUAAUUACCAAAGAAAAUAAAUCACAGAUUUUAUCAGCUGAUUUACAGGAUCUCAUCCAAACAUAACAAUGAUACUUCUAAUUCAUUUAAGUAUAAAAGACUUAUGGUUGACAAAAUGAUUCAUGGGUGAAAAGAUGAAUUCGAUAUAAAAACUUUGCACAUUGCAAACAUGCAAAUCUACACAGAUACAUAGAUUAGAUUAGACGCUUUAUCAGAUUUAGCCCAGAACCUUUUGUAUGUUAAAAUCAUACAUAAAUCUCUUAAAGUUCAAUUUAGUUACAGAAUGCAAUCCCAAUUGUUAUGCAAAGCAAUUUUUAAAAACAUUUUACUCUGUAUUUUUUCAAAGAUGCUACGCUAAAUAUGCUUGCUUGCUAUGCUUGUUUUGGUCUUUAAUGGUGUUUAUGUGAUCUUCCCCCAUGUUGAGCUGACUAAAAUGAACAGGCUUACAUGAAGGGCUUACCUGACCUAUCCAACAAACAGCUCCAGAAAAAUGCUGAAUCUUCAUACAACGAAAGCUGAAGCUGCACCCAACAAUGAGUCUUCCUUUUGCUCUCAAUGGAGAGGCCUGCGGCCAUUCUACUAAGUCAGCACAUUACUGGCUGCUCUACAAAAAAAGUGAAUGAAUGAGAGACUGGGAAAGAGUUGAAGAGAUACGGGCCGUGCUCUUUCUGCUGAUGGAGCUUUAGCCAUGUCUCACACUGCUCUACAGGGAAGCAUGGGUAGUCGCCAUGCCACAGGAAUGAGCUCACAUAAAAUUUAUCUGUUUGAGAACGAGAAUUUCCAAGGGCGCAUGAUGGAGCUGAAUGGAGAGUGUCAAAAUAUCUGUGAGCGGUUAAACCGAGUGGGAUCUAUCAGAGUGGAGUGUGGGCCAUGGGUAGGUUAUGAUCAGCAGAACAUGUCUGGUGAGAUGUUCAUUUUGGAGAAAGGAGAAUAUCCACGCUGGGACACUUGGUCAAAUAGUUACCGCUCUGAUCACCUGAUGUCUGUGCGUCCUGUUCGAAUGGACCCAAAAGACCAUAACAUCUGUCUGUAUGACUGUGUGAACUUUGAUGGUCGUAAGAUGGAGGUUUCUGAUGAGGAUGUUCCAAGUUUGUGGUGUUAUGGCUUUCAGGACAAAGUAGCAAGCAUUCAAGUAAAUGGUGGAACGUGGGUUGGAUAUCAGUACCCUGGUUACCGUGGAUACCAGUACCUGCUUGAGUGUGGACCCUACAAGCACUGGAACGAAUGGGGCGCCAGUUUCCCCCAGAUCCAGUCUGUGCGUAGAGUAAGAGACAUGCAGAUGCAUCACAGAGGAUGCUUUGAGAUGAAGGCAUAAACAAUAACAGCAUAUUAUAGGAGCAUAAACAGGUGGAUACAUUGAAAUCCUGCAGGAAGAACCAUUGUGAAAUGUAAUCUUCAAAGAGCUGCUCAUAAUAGACAGUGAUGAUGAACUCCAUUAGCUUGUGUUGUGUUGGGUUAUGGCAUGCAUGUGUUUACCACAAGGCACAACCUUAUUUACAAAGACAUUUAAUGUUUAACCUCUUAGAUAAAAUCAUCAAACAGGAGAAUAUUUAAUAUGUGCAGCUUUAAUGCGAUGCUUUGUUUAAUAGUUUUACUUUAAUUUAGACAGCCCUUCUUUUAUCAACCCUCUUAUAUGAUUUUAUAGAUCUGUUUAAACUUUAUUUUUAUUUUACAUUUUUAGAUUAGAUUUUUAAACCUGCCAUAAUGAACUUAGCUCAUUCUUAAUCCAAGCUUUCAACAUAACCCAACCUGCUUCUAGUUGUUGGCAUGUACACUUCAUGUUUUAUUACAUCCUUUGGAUGCUCAACAAAAUAUGUGAUGAUCCUUUACAGAGGAAGUACUGCAUCCCUCCCAUAGACAUAUUUUGAACCCACAUUAUUUCUGACUAUAGAGAUGAUCCUGUCACACUUUUCUCAGGGAUGCUGGCAUCUAACACAUUUCCAACA
This is a messenger RNA of Paramisgurnus dabryanus, 2760 nucleotides long. It is a transcript of the gene crybb1l3, whose product is annotated as crystallin, beta B1, like 3. Lineage: Eukaryota; Metazoa; Chordata; Actinopteri; Cypriniformes; Cobitidae. Gene Ontology annotation, molecular function: structural constituent of eye lens. Gene Ontology annotation, biological process: lens development in camera-type eye; visual perception. The record is from RefSeq and is a predicted model, not a curated record.